Messenger RNA from Quercus lobata, 3505 nucleotides. Its product is annotated as Tetratricopeptide repeat (TPR)-like superfamily protein. Bases 289 to 2847 code for a protein of 852 amino acids. The transcript has a single exon. Lineage: Eukaryota; Viridiplantae; Streptophyta; Magnoliopsida; Fagales; Fagaceae. The record is from RefSeq and is a predicted model, not a curated record. Gene Ontology annotation, molecular function: protein binding.
CAGACAAGAAGCCUAUGAAGACUUGAAGAAUUUGAGGUGUGCACGUAGUGUCUGUUUCAAAAAACCAAUCUUGCAAUACGAUUAUGCCAUCUUGAAUAAAGACCAACCAUACUAGAUUGCCUCUCUGUCUUUCUCUCUCUCUCUCUCACACACACACACACACACACACACACACACACACCAAUCCAAUCUACCUGGCUCCGUGUCUUACUCUUACCUCUCAAAAGUCUCAAACUUUACCAACUCUAAUCUCCUAGAAUUCAGAACCCAGUUCUCUCUCAGUCUCUAAUGGAAGGUGCUCUCUUUCCCAACAGGCCAGUGCCUCCCAUCCCAACAAACAGACCCACAAAACCAUUACCAAACCCAUCUUUGAAAUUCACUUCAACAACACUCCCACUGCCACCCCUUCCUCCUCAAUCCCCAUCUCCUUCUUCAGUUCCUUUAGACACUCUCCUCCAACACCUUUUUCACCUCUCUUCACCUCCCAUCACUACCGCCACUCACAGAAAGCUCAAACCUUUACACCCACCUCGCUACACCAACCACAACACCAAUACCCAAUUCCCUUCUUUUCACAUUUCAGCCCAGUUAGACCACAAGCAAGUCCAUCACAAAAAACCCACUUCACUUUCAGCUCCACAGUUUGAGGAGUUUCAACCAGAAGAUGGGGAUCUUCAAUUCUUGUCAAGAAAGGGUAAGAUCAUAUUCAAUUCAAUUUUAGAACAGCCUUUGUCUAGUUUGAAUGCAUUCUUUGAUUCUGCCAAGUUUGAGUUGCUUGAAGUUGAUGUUGAUUUGAUUAGUCUCUUGAAAGCAUUAGAUAUUUCAGGGAAUUGGGAAAGAGCCCUUUUGUUGUUUGAAUGGGUUUUUUUGAACUCAAGUUCUCAAAAUGAGAAACUAGACAAUCAGGUUAUUGAGAUAAUGGUUAGGAUUCUAGGGAGAGAGUCUCAGCAUUCGUUUGCAUCUAAGCUGUUUGAUGUAAUUCCAGUUGAGGAAUACUCACUUGAUGUCCGCGCUUAUACCACUAUUCUUCAUGCACAUUCUCGCACUGGCAAGUAUGGAAAGGCAAUAACUUUGUUUGAGAAAAUGAAGGAAAGUGGUGUCUCUCCAACUUUGGUAACUUACAAUGUAAUGCUUGAUGUUUACGGGAAAAUGGGUCGGUCUUGGAAUAAGAUUCUAGGCCUAUUAGAUGAAAUGAGAGGCAAAGAACUUGAGUUUGAUGAGUUUACUUGCAGUACUGUGAUAUCGGCAUGUGGGAGAGAGGGACUUUUGGAUGAGGCAAAAGAGUUCUUAAACGGAUUGAAAUCACAGGGCUAUGUACCUGGAACUGUUACUUACAAUUCUUUGCUGCAAGUUUUUGGAAAGGCAGGGAUAUACUCAGAGGCCUUGAGCAUCUUGAAGGAAAUGGAGGAUAAUAAUUGCCCACCUGACUCUGUUACUUACAAUGAGCUGGUCUCAGCUUAUGUGAAAGCAGGAUUCUAUGAUGAAGGGGCAGCUGUCAUAGACACAAUGACCCGAAAAGGAGUAAUGCCAAAUGCUGUUACGUAUACUACUGUGAUAAAUGCCUACGGCAGAGCAGGAAAGGAAGGCAAGGCUUUGAGGUUGUUCAACCAGAUGAAGGAGUUGGGUUGUGUUCCUAAUGUAUGCACAUACAAUGCUAUCCUUGGGAUGCUAGGGAAAAGAUCUCGAUCAGAGGACAUGAUAAAGAUAGUCUGUGAUAUGAAAUUGAAUGGGUGUGCUCCAAACCGUAUUACAUGGAAUACAAUGCUUGCCAUGUGCGGUGAUAAGGGUAAAGAGAAGUAUCUGAACCGCAUCUUACAGGAAAUGAAGAGUUGUGGUUUUGAGCCAGAUAGAGACACUUUUAAUACUUUGAUUAGUGCAUAUGGCCGGUGUGGGUCUCAAAUUGAUGCUGCAAAAAUGUCUGAGGAGAUGAUUAAAGCAGGAUUUUCUCCUUGUGUUACAACGUACAAUGCUUUUCUAAAUGCUCUGGCCCGGCGAGGUGAUUUUGUAGCUGCAGAAUCUGUCAUCCUAGACAUGAGGAAUAAGGGUUUCAAGCCAAAUGAAACUUCAUACUCACUGAUGCUUCAUUGUUAUGCAAAGGGAGGAAAUGUCCAGGGGAUAGAGAAGAUUGAGAAAGAAAUUUAUGAUGGUCAUAUCUAUCCUAGUUGGAUGCUUUUGAGAACCCUUGUACUUGCAAACUUCAAGUGUAGGGCACUAACGGGAAUGGAGAGGGCGUUUUUGGAACUGCGGAAGAAUGGAUACAAGCCUGAUUUGGUUUUAUUUAACUCUAUGCUAUCCCUUUUCGCCAAAAGAAACAUGUAUGACAGGGCCCAAGAGAUGCUGCACUUGAUUCGUGAGACCGGGCUGCAACCAGAUCUUGUUACCUACAAUAGCUUGAUGGACAUGUAUGCCAGAGGGGGAGAAUGUUGGAAAGCAGAAGAAGUCCUCAAGGUAUUACAAAAAUCCGGUGGGAAACCAGACCUUGUGUCUUAUAACACUGUCAUUAAAGGAUUUUGCAGGCAAGGGCUCAUGCAGGAGGCUAUAAGAACUCUCUCAGAGAUGAUGACUAGAGGUAUCCGGCCAUGUAUUUUUACCUACAAUACUUUUGUAGCAGGCUAUGUUGGGCAGGGAAUGUUUACAGAAGUAGAUGAAGUGAUUAGCUAUAUGAUUCAGAACAAUUGCAAACCAAAUGAGCUAACCUACAAGACAGUGGUGGACGGUUAUUGUAAAGCAAGAAAGUAUCAAGAAGCCAUGGACUUUGUGUCAAAGACUAAGGGGAUGGAUAAUUCUUUUGAUGAUUCGUCUGUGCAAAGACUUACUUCCCGCAUCAGGGAGUAUAUGGAGUCAUGAUUUCAUCACAUAUAUCUAUGGCCAUCUUUUUGUUUAUUGCUUGGGGAAUACAGGUGCAGGUGCAGGUGCAGGUCAAGUGUGACAAAAUUUAUAAUUACUGGCUUGAAUGUAUAUUUCUUUGGGUGAGUCACUUGUUCCUCAGUAUAGGUCCUAUCCAGUGCACAAACCUCCCACUUCUAUGGGGUCUGGGAGAGGUAAUUCCAUAAUUGGUAGGGAGUGUUACCUCAAUUUUGGAGAGGUUAAUUCCCGGACAUGGUUCUUGUUAUAUGAGAUCAAGUUUGAUUUAAAGACUUAUGAUUGGUGAAUGUUCCUGGGUGUUGUACCCGCAUCAGAAAUCAGGUCUACGAAUGUUUGUCAUUAAUGGGGUAAUGGAUUAGAGUUCAAGAAUCAGGUCAGAAUCAAGUUUUUCUUGCUGUGACUAAAACUAUAUAUGUAUAAAAUAGGUGUUUUUCAGGCAAUGACUAUGGAGACUUUCAUCGCUACAAGCAAUCUGAUUAUAUAUGGUAUAAGAUCGUUUUCUCUUUAAAAUUUUGUUCACAUGCCUAUUUGGAUCCUUGGGACCACGAAUUCCAUUGGAUCAACUGUACAGAGAGCUUCAUAAUGUAAAGUUCUUUUGCUUGGUUAAUAAGAAAAGCUGCCCUCAUUGGUAUAUUGUACA